GCCCCGACAACACCUCAGCGAGCAUGGAGGGCGUCAGCGGCGUGGGCGGCGCCGGCGGCCGCGACAUGAUCAUCGACGCGCUGCGCUCCCUGGGCGCCGGCCCGGGCGCCAAGGGCGCCACCACGGCCCAGAUCACAAAGUUCCUGGUGGCCGAGCACCAGGUGCCCUCGGAGCGCGCCCGCCGCCAGGUGUCCAUGGCGCUCAAGCGAGCCCUGGACAACGGCGAGCUGCUCAAGCAGGGCUACCACUACAUGCUGCCCGACGGCGAGGGCGCAGAGGACGCCGACGGCCAGGCCAAGGAAGCAGCUCGCCGGGGCCGUCGACGCAGACGGAUGGGGCGCCGACGGCGCAGCAGGAGCCGACGCCGCCGCAGCCGCUCGCCGCGCAGGAGGAGCCGCAGCCAGGGCGGCGCCGGCGGCAGCGCCAGCCCCGCGCCCCACGCCAUGUCCCCCGCACCAACCGACGAGAGCGAGCACAUCCGGGAGGCGGCCCGACGCCGGCGCCGCGGUGGCAGGAGGCGGGGCCGCAGGCGCUCCAGAAGCCGCCGCCGCCGCUCGCGAUCCCGCUCCCGCUCCGCCGGCAGCACCUUCUAGCCGAGUGAUUUGGUGCGUUCCGCCCCGCCCCGUCACCCGAGCUGCCGCCCUGGAUCCCCUCUCCCCCCCCCCCUCCUCAUCUUCGCCCACGUCCUCC
Molecule: messenger RNA, 690 nt
Organism: Frankliniella occidentalis (western flower thrips)
Lineage: Eukaryota; Metazoa; Arthropoda; Insecta; Thysanoptera; Thripidae
Product: serine/arginine repetitive matrix protein 2-like
Exons: 2
Coding region: 24-593 (189 amino acids)
Biological process (GO): nucleosome assembly
Cellular component (GO): nucleosome
Molecular function (GO): DNA binding
Source: RefSeq, a predicted model, not a curated record